CGUCACUCGGCAACGGCGGCGGCGGCGGGACCUGAGGAGAGGCCGGGCUGGCCAUGGCUGAGGGGAGCCCCAGCCCCGGCUCAGAGGACAUGGCUGAGGGGAGCCCCUGCCCCGGCUCGGACGACAUGGCUGAGGGGAGCCCCAGCCCCGGCUCAGAGGACAUGGCUGAAGGGAGCCCCAGCCCCGGCUCAGAGAACAUGGCUGAGGGGAGCCUCUGCCCCGGCUCACAGGAUUCCAGCGCCGAGCUGGCCAUGGCUGAGGGGAGCCCCAGCCCCAGCUCGCAGGAUUCCAGUGCUGGGUUGGCCAUGGCUAUGGGGAGCCCCGAGCCCAGCUCGCAGGACAUCUCCCAUGUGCUGGCUAGAGCCUUUGGGGACCUGUACACCAGAGAUGUUUGUGGGGUGGACAUCGAGUCAGAAGAAGGAGACAGUGUUGAUCAUGAGGGUUUCACAGAUGAGCUGGAGCAGCUCCUUGCCGAGUAUAAGAGCCGACUGACAGAAGCUGACAAAGCAGAAAGGAAGAUCGUUCAGGCCCAGAUCCAAGCAAAAGCUGAAGAUGAAAGAAUCCUAAACCAGAUGAAGGCAGAGGCAGGGGAAGAUUUCCACGAAAUGGGACUCCCACCAGUGGCAUCCUCUUUUAGGCAGAUUUUGGAUAAUGAACUUCUCAGAAAAAAUAAUUUAAUCUGCCCUGAUGAUUACAUCACUGAGAAAUUACCUCUUACUAAAGCACCAAAAGGAAAAUCAGAACCUGGAUACUUGAAAGAGACAUUUAUUUGUAAGCAGCGUGUCCCUUUUCCACUGGAUCACGUUGUGUACUUAUCUCCUAGUGUGACAAGUAUGUCUUCAACUCUGCCCUCAACUCCAGACUCCACCCACUAUGCUAAAAAAAUAAGUAAGAAAACUAAAACCUCACGGAAACCAGCCUGGAGAGAGAGUAAGUUCCAAGCAGAGGGAGUAAGUGAGGACCUGACCAGACUUGAGAAAACGCAGAAUUACUUGAAGAACCCACGCUUUUUCCCACUAAAUACUCUUCAUGGAGGCAAAUCUCUGGUCAUUUCUCAAGAAAAAGUGGACCAAAUCAUAGCCACAAGAAAAGCAGAAGAUGCCAAAGGUGAUACGUCAUUUGUUCCCGUGUUUCUUGCCAAUCCACCUACUGUUCUGUUUUCCUAUGAUGAAGUUGGGCUGGUCUAUGAGGUGACCAUAGAGCUACAGAAUAUCACUUCAACAAGUCAGUAUAUGAGACUUAUCCCCCCCUCUACUUCAGCAUUUUUCAUUUUGCCAGGAAAAUUCCCAGGAAAGGGAGGAAUGAUUGCUCCUGGGAUGUCAUGCCAGUAUACAGUCCAAUUUAUUCCUGAAUAUCUGGGAGAUUAUGAAGAUCAUAUAUUAGUGGAAACUCAAUCAUCGGAACCUCUUGUGAUCCCAAUCCAAGCUAAAGUAUCACUUCCAGUAUUAACAUUGCCUCACAUUAUAGACUGUGGUCCCUGCCUUGUUGGAGGAAUAAAAGUAACAUCAAUUCUGUGCAGAAAUGAGGGCGUUAGGACUGGGAAGUUCUCUCUAAUGCCAAAGAAAGCCUGGCCACCUCCUAAUCCUGGGGCUAUUGCCACUGUUGAUUUUGUGACAGAAGAUCCUUUUGGGAUCCAGCCUGCUGUUUUUGAGCUGAUUCCAGGGCAGAGUGAAACAGUAGAGGUCCUCUUUUUCCCUUCUUUGCCAGAGGCCUCCCAGCAAACAUACACCCUUUUGUGUGACAAUUGUCCAGUCAAUGAUGUGACAGUUACAGGGGUUGGAGAGCUGAUUGCUCUGGACCUUUUGUUCGUCACGGGUGGAGAAAGCAAACCUGAGCUGGGUGAAGUUACUGAUGUGACAGCACAGCAUCUCAUACGGUUCAACCGACCAAACCCACACACCAGCGAGGAGAAGAGCUUGGUUAUAAGGAAUUCCACCCCUGUAGAACUUCCCUUCUUCUGGCAGAUAAGAAAGCCUAAUCUGAAACCAUUAAUACCAGAAGGAACUGCAGACUUUAUGAAGGUUGAAGACAAUCAAGACACAGAGUCAGCCUUCUCCCUAAAUCCUGAACAGGGAGUUUUGUUUCCCUGUGCAGAUCAUGAGUUUAUCCUCACUUACACUCCACAGGAGCUGAAGAGUUACCACAGUGUGAUUCAGAUGGUACUGAGGGACAUCCCAGAAUCACCUCGUUUAGAAAAAGAGGAGAUGCUUCAAAACAUCCCAGAAUGCAAAGCAGAGGAUGUAAUAGCACUGGAAAUAGAAGUUAAAGGAUCGACAGAACCAUUUCAUUUUCUUCUGGAACCAUAUGCCAUUAUUAUCCCUGGAGAAAACUUCAUUGGUGUAAAUUUCAGAAAAACAUUUAAGCUGUGGAACAACAGCAAAUCACUGAUCAAGUACACGUGGGACAAAAUCACAACCUCCGAGAUCAUGGAAGUUUUUCCUCCUACUGGUGUCAUAGACAUAAAUAGUUGCUGUGAAUUUGAACUGGCAAUUACUGGAAGCAGACCUGGUGUCAUCAGCCAUAACCUGCAGUGUAACAUUGAGCCAUGCCCAGAGCCAGUUGUGCUGCAUGUUGAGGCUGCUUUUAAGGGUCCACUUCUUUGUAUUGAUGUUCCAUCACUCCGGUUUGGUUUGACUAAGCAGGGUAAGAGUGUGUUAAGAACCUUCAAGAUUAAAAAUAUGUGUCAAGUGCCAGCACAGUGGAGGAUGCAAGAAAGCCAGGUUUGUCUGGCAGAAAGGAAUGAAGAGAUAUCUUCCUUUACCAUCCAACCAUCAGCUGGAGAAAUACCUCCUUUGGGUGUAUGCAGAGUGUCAGUUCAGUUCACAUCACGGCGGUGCCAGCGUCUCCAGACAGUAUUGGAACUAGAGGUAGAAAAUGGAAAAGGAAGUUAUCUUCCUGUUUUUGUUGAAGUUCAGACCCCCAAAGCGUGCCUGAUAUCUAGUCAUCUAGUAUUCCCUGAAAUUUAUACUGGAGUUCCUGCCAAAGCAACCAGUAAACUUUUUAACCAGACACUGCUGCCAGCAAAAUACUUAUGGGGAAAGCUCAUUGGAAGCCAGGCAGUUUCCUGCUCCAUCACUGUCUCCCCAGCCAGUGGCACCUUGGGCCCAAAUGAGGAAAAAGAAUUCUGCAUAGAGCUGUCAGCCAGCAUCGUGGGUGAGCUGAAAGACCUCGCCCUUUCCUGUAGCAUAGAAGACAUGGUUGAACCCCUUUUUCUGAGCAUUUCUGGAGAAGUGAAGGGAUUACAGGUCAUCUACUCAGUACCUUGUGACAGUGGAGUUGCCAGUGAUGAAAGACAAAUGUCACAAAGCCCGUGUGACCUUCUUUUGGACUUUGGGUCUGAAGUUGCAUCCAGAGAUGUAGUAAAGCGUCAGCUGAUUCUUACCAAUCCCACUGGAAUCAGUGCUCCAUUCACACUGGAAGUUGAGUAUUUUACUGCCUCUUUACCAACUCCUGAACAAGGAACCUGCCUCUCCUCAAGCUACCUGGUGAAAAGAAGAGGGCCUGUCACAAAACAUGCAGCCAGAAAAGCACAGUCAGAGUUUGAAGCAGCAGUGCUGUCUCAGGGGAGGGGAGUAGCUUUCCAUAUACAACCUUCCAUGGGAACUCUGAGACCCUUCCAGCAGCUCAGCAUAGAAAUAGCAGCUUACAACAACAUGUGGGGAGAGUACCAGGACAAUCUUGUCUGUAAGGUGGGAGACUUACCACCUAAAUUAAUUCCUAUGCAAAUGACUGUGAAAGACUGUCCAAUCUUCCUGCAGAUGACAGGACCGCAAACAGAGUCACCCAUUAUCAGGUUUGGCACUCAUGUCUCGGGAGGGUCUCCUGUCUUUCGGAGGGUCCGGCUCAACAACCCCACUCCCUUCGACAUCCGCCUGGACUUGGAAGUUUACAACCAAGAGGAAGAUGAUGAAAAGCUGGUGGACCUGUUGAUGCUCUUUGAAGACCCUUUUCCUCCUCAGGACGUGGAUGGAAAUGAGGCUGCAUCAAGUGGUAGCACCUCGGAGUCAGAGAUCGUGCUAAAGUUGGAUCAAACUGCCAUUCCCUGUGGAAGCAUUUAUCCAGCUUCCCAAACCACGGAUGAGCCUCCAGGCUCUGAUAGCAGAGAGAAGGAAAUCAGCAGUCAGGAGCCUACAACAGAGAAAAUUGUCUCUGUACUUCUGCGACCUCACCAAGGGGUUCCUGCAGACAGCCCCUACUCCAUUACUCCAAGACAGAUAGUGGUUCCAGGAGGUGGCAGCAGCGACGUUCACAUCUCCUUCACCCCGCUCGUCCUCCCAGAGACCGCGGCUGAGGUGCGGUGUGAGGGGCUGCUGCUGGGCUUCAUGAGCCUGGACGACAAGCUUGCAAGGAAGGUGCCUAACAAGGUGCAUCGCGGGCAGGGCUAUGAAGCUCCAACGUUACGAGUGGACUUGGAAGGUUUCCUGAGGCACCCUCUGUUAAAAGUAGAGAUGGGUCACGACAGAGGAAUGGUGUUUUAUUCAGUGGCAAGUGAUCUCCUUCCCGCUAAGCCUCUGUUAGGAGUUUUGACAGAUUCGGUGAUGACUCAGAGUUUGAAACUCAUCAAUUGCACCAAGGUUCCUCUGUACUUCAGGCUCCUUCUGUCUACGCCCUUCAGCGUGUCCAGCACAGAUCCCAGAAAGGGCACCAAAACAUCCCAAAGCAAGAAGGAGGAAGAAGAACACCAACUGCAACAUAUGCUUUAUCCACAGCAAAACAUGCUGGUGAAAGUGUCAUUCCACAUAACUCUGGAGUUACUUAGGUAUCAACACUUGCCAGAUACCCAGCUGCUUCCUGGAUCCGAAGUGCUCCAGCUGGAGAAUGGAGAGAGAAAGCUGAAGUUUAGUCAAAAUCUGGUCAUUGAGCACAGUAACCACACUGCCCAGCUGGUCCCAGUGACUGCUUAUCUCAGUGUUCCGGUCCUGGAGCUCUCUUGCAACAUACUUGAUUUCCAGACCUGCUUUGUUGCACAGACCAAGACAGAACAUGUCUUCUUGUACAACAGGAGCGGCUGUAGAAGCUACUGGACUGCCUUGCUGGAAGAACAGGAAAGACCCAACACCCUGGAAGUAUUUUCAGUCUUCCCGACUAAUGGCAUUUUGGAGGCACGUGAAGGGGAUGCACCUACCAGAGAGAUCUUGCAGAUCAGCUUUACUGCAAGGAGCAACAUUGACUAUGAAGCUCUCGUGACCAUUGCUGGAGUGCUGGGAGAGAAGCCUUGCAAGCUCCACAUCAGAGGACGAGGAAUGCACAAGGGGAAUGAUGACGACCUUUAAUUUAAACAACACAGUGUGGAACAAAUGUCAAGGUAACAGGCUGAAUGCAGCUGAGCCUGUAUUUUCAUCUACUUUUGUUCUUUUAAUAGGGACUGGAAUUUUAGCAGAAUGAAAAUUUAAGUUAGGAAAAAAAAAAUUCUCAUGGUACCUUAACCAGUCAUAAAUUCAUCCUGUGCUGUUACUUUUAUUGCUGUGAUAAGCUUAGCAUUAGCCACAGAACAAGGUUUUGCGUUGCAAAGCAGCUGUGUAAGUCAGGUCAAAGCCCUUUGCGUGGCCCAGCACACCUCAAAUUACAGCUAAAGACUGUUCCUACCUUAAAGUAGCUUUUGCUUUGCCUCGUUUAUUUAUUUGACAUUAAAAUGGACAUCGACACAUAAUAAAAGCAAGAAUUGGUGAAUAGG
This is a messenger RNA of Neopelma chrysocephalum (saffron-crested tyrant-manakin), 5674 nucleotides long. It is a transcript of the gene DLEC1, whose product is annotated as DLEC1, cilia and flagella associated protein. Gene Ontology annotation, biological process: negative regulation of cell population proliferation. The transcript is spliced from 38 exons. The record is from RefSeq and is a predicted model, not a curated record. The coding region runs from base 54 to 5273 and encodes 1739 amino acids. NCBI's taxonomy places the organism in Eukaryota, Metazoa, Chordata, Aves, Passeriformes, Pipridae.